Messenger RNA from Neltuma alba, 1386 nucleotides. Its product is annotated as DNA repair protein RAD51 homolog. Gene Ontology annotation, molecular function: ATP-dependent DNA damage sensor activity; DNA strand exchange activity; ATP binding. The record is from RefSeq and is a predicted model, not a curated record. Lineage: Eukaryota; Viridiplantae; Streptophyta; Magnoliopsida; Fabales; Fabaceae. Gene Ontology annotation, biological process: mitotic recombination-dependent replication fork processing; double-strand break repair via homologous recombination; DNA recombinase assembly. The transcript is spliced from 9 exons. Gene Ontology annotation, cellular component: condensed nuclear chromosome. The coding region runs from base 92 to 1114 and encodes 340 amino acids.
AUUCGUGAGCUGCGUCUUCCUCUCAGUCUCAUUCUCUUCUCUUUGCUUCUCUCUCUAAAGAGCUCGGGAAGAGUUUGAGUCUUGGUCAGAAAUGGAGCAGCAAAGGCACCAAAAGGAGGCCCAACGGGAGGAAGCAGCUGAAGAGUUACAACAUGGCCCUUUAUCCGUUGAAGAGCUUCAGGCAUCGGGCAUAUCUGCUACCGACGUCAAGAAACUUAAAGAUGCCGGUCUUUGUACGGUUGAAUCUGUGGCUUUCUCUCCUAGAAAGGACCUUCUGCAGAUUAAAGGAAUCAGUGACGCUAAAGUUGAUAAGAUCAUUGAAGCAGCUUCUAAAUUGGUGCCGUUGGGUUUCACUAGUGCUGCCCAACUUCAUUCCCAGAGGCUUGCAAUUAUUCAAAUAACAUCAGGAUCAGAAGAGCUAGACAAGAUACUGGAAGGAGGGAUAGAGACAGGAUCUAUAACUGAGCUAUAUGGUGAAUUUCGAUCAGGGAAGACUCAGUUGUGUCAUACUCUGUGUGUCACUUGCCAAUUGCCACUUGAUCAAGGAGGUGCUGAGGGCAAAGCAAUGUACAUUGAUGCAGAGGGUACAUUUAGACCACAGCGACUCUUACAAAUAGCAGACAGGUUUGGACUAAAUGGAGCUGAUGUAUUGGAAAAUGUUGCCUAUGCUAGAGCAUAUAACACUGAUCAUCAAUCACGACUUCUGCUUGAAGCUGCUUCAAUGAUGGUGGAAACAAGGUUUGCUCUGGUAAUAGUUGACAGUGCUACUGCUCUCUAUAGGACAGAUUUUAGCGGAAGAGGGGAACUUUCUGCCCGGCAAAUGCAUCUGGCGAAGUUCCUUCGGAGCCUUCAGAAGCUAGCAGAUGAGUUUGGUGUGGCUGUUGUGAUAACCAACCAAGUAGUUUCACAAGUAGAUGGUUCUGCAGUCUUUGCCGGACCUCAAAUCAAGCCUAUUGGUGGAAACAUUAUGGCUCAUGCAACAACCACAAGGCUGCAGCUUCGGAAGGGCAGAGCGGAAGAACGCAUCUGUAAAGUGAUAAGUUCUCCUUGUUUGGCUGAGGCUGAAGCAAGGUUUCAGAUAUCUCCAGAAGGCGUUUCUGAUGUUAAAGACUGACCCAUUUCAGUAGCUCUGAGCUUUGUGGCUGUUUUUUUUUUUUUUGGGGGGGGGGGUUCAUCAUCUCAUCUUGUAACUGCAAGUAGAUUUACAUUAAUAAUACGCAUUUAUGCUUUUUUUGUUCUGUAUAGAGUCCUAGUUCGUCUUCAUCUGUUGGUUUUGUCCCCCUCAAGUUCUCUCUUGCAGUUGGGAGAAUUACACUGCUCUAUUAAUGAAUGAUGGGAGAGCACCGUUACGAUGUAAACUAGAAAUCCUUUUAUUGAAACUUUUGU